AGGCGAAAAGAAAAGAAAAGAAAAGAAAAGAAAAUCGGUGAAGACGCCGCGAGAAAGCUUGCUCGUCGCACGCUGCGCGUAAGGGGCUUAGAGAGGGUUUACGAAGGGUGGGGGCAGCAAUGGCGGAUCCGAACCCUCGACCUCGAGGCGGCUUCCGAUGUCACCACUGCGCAGGUCCUCUCUCCAAGGACAUGGAGGCUAGCGAUUGGAACGUGUCGCUCAUCAGAGACAGCUUCUCCAUGAUCGGUUCGGCUGUGGGCGGUACGGCCAGCGCUUUCUAUGGAUUCAACCAUGUGAUGCCGAUUGUCCGGAGAUGGGUAAAAGGGCCAAUGUGGUUGCAUUUCCUUAUUGGUGCACCUCCAGUGAUAGUGUUCUCCUCAGCCUGUGCAGGAUUGGCAGGUGGUGCGGUACCUGCUCUAGCCCAACUUGCAUCUUCAUCUUAUCAUGCAGCUGUGUCCUCCCCAUUGCCUCCGUCAGCCUCUCAAGAUGAUAAAAUGCACAAGUCAAGAACUUCAUCUACCCUGUAAAUAUUAUCCCAGCUCUCUCUCUAAGCUUGACUGUGCAUGGGUGCCUGGGUGCUUGGGAUAAAGAAAGAGAGUGAGUUUGCCUGUGCAGGUUAGAUAAGCUUUUGGGAAUUUGUUCCAGCAACUCUGUAUUUAUUGAUCAACUCAAAUGUUAACUUACAUGUCAAAGCUUCAUCUUUUGCAUUUUGAUCACUUUGGGUAUGCUGUC
Molecule: messenger RNA, 732 nt
Organism: Eucalyptus grandis
Lineage: Eukaryota; Viridiplantae; Streptophyta; Magnoliopsida; Myrtales; Myrtaceae
Source: RefSeq, a predicted model, not a curated record